Molecule: messenger RNA, 5228 nt
Organism: Gigantopelta aegis
Lineage: Eukaryota; Metazoa; Mollusca; Gastropoda; Neomphalida; Peltospiridae
Product: procollagen galactosyltransferase 1-A-like
Exons: 14
Coding region: 2-1807 (601 amino acids)
Molecular function (GO): procollagen galactosyltransferase activity
Source: RefSeq, a predicted model, not a curated record
AAUGCACAAGAAAAACGAAAACAAAAUGGAAACUUCCGAACCUUCAAUUUUGACGUGUCGUAGUGCACUGAUAAAAAUGAGAGCUUUUACAGUUUUUGCAAUUAUUGCAAUAGUUUGUAAUUUAGACUGUUGUGUAAAGAAAAGCAUAGCCGCAGAAGAAAAUGAUUUCUUCUUACCGACUGUAACAAUAUCGUUACUAGUGAGAAACAAAGCGCAUUCAUUACCGUGGUUUUUGGGAUACAUUGAAAGACUAAACUACCCAAAAAAUCGCAUGUCGCUGUGGAUCCGAAGUGAUCACAAUAUUGACAAUUCAACAGCAAUACUUAAAGAAUGGUUAUCAGCGAUGGAACGUCAUUACCACCAUGUAGACGUGCAGUAUGAUGAAGAACGACGAGGCUAUGAUCAUGAAAGAUGUCCCUUGGAAUGGACAGAGAAGAGGUUUGACAAUGUGAUUCAAUUAAGACAACAGGCUCUUGAUCAUGCAAGGAAUGCUUGGUCAGAUUAUUUAUUCAUGUUGGACACUGAUGUCAUCUUGCACCACAAGGAUACAUUACAGAUUUUAAUGGGACAUCAAAAAACUGUUAUAGGACCAAUGCUGAACAUAUCAACUGAAGGAGCAUAUUCCAAUUUUUGGUGUGGCAUGACCGAUGAGGGUUUCUACAAGAGAGUGCCAGAAUACAUGCCUAUUGUCCUUCGUGAGAAAAUGGGAUGCUUUCCUGUUCCUAUGGUACACUCGGCUGUUUUCAUAAAUCUUCGACACAGGAAUUCAUCGAAAUUAUCGUACCUCCCACCAAGUGAUUAUGAAGGACCAGUUGAUGACAUCAUUAUUUUUGCUCACAGAGUGAGAGAAGCUGGCAUGUCGAUGUAUGUUACAAAUGAAAUGUACUUUGGCACUGUUCAAAUCCCUCUUGAUUAUCCCUACACGCUACAUGAUGAAGUAGAAUUCUUUAAGCACACCAAACUGGAAGCCAUGCUGGAAGGUCCUCCUCUGUAUGUCUCUCCACACGUAUACGUACCUCCUAUUCCGCAAGACAAACUGGGUCUUGAUGAGGUGUACAUGAUCAAUUUGCUUAGACGACCCGAACGACGUUUUCGAAUGAAACACAAUCUCUAUGAACUUGGUAUAGAUGCGAAGAUCAUAGAUGCGGUAGAUGGACAGGAGCUAAACGACACCUAUCUAGAUAGUCUGAAUGUUGACAUGCUGCCUGGGUACUCUGAUCCGUACAACGGAAGGGCAUUAACAAUGGGUGAAAUUGGUUGUUUUCUUAGCCAUUAUUUUUUAUGGCAAGAAAUGAUCAGCAAGAAUUUGAAAAGAGUGCUUUUUUUCGAAGACGAUGUCAGAUUUGAGCCACAGUUUCGCCACAAAUUGCAGAAGAUGUUGCAUGAAGCUGAUACAUAUAUUCCACAAUGGGAACUCAUUUAUCUGGGUCGUAAGCGACUGCGUCCGAGUGAAGAAGCCAUGAUCCAAGGUACGAACACCCUGUGCUGGCCACACUACUCGUACUGGACGCUGAGCUACCUGUUAACACUGGACGGAGCCCGCAAGCUGAUCGCACAGAACCCCCUCGUCAAGAUGCUGCCCGUCGACGAGUACCUGCCCAUCAUGUUCAAUAAACACCCCGAAAAGUCAUGGAAGCAGUAUUUUUCGCCCAGGAACUUGGUUGGUAUUUCUGCUGAACCUCUGCUAGUGUAUCCAACUCAUUACACCGGCGAGCCAAACUACGUGUCUGACACAGAAGACUCGUCCGUCAUUCCUCUAGAAGACCAACUCGACUUUGGAUUCAGUGAUAUUAAAGAUGAACUCUAAUUCCAAAAAGUUUGAUACGUUUUAUCCACAUUUUCUCUGUCUCUGUCAAUGUUGAUCUCCAUUAGCCAUCUGAUUACAAUGUUUUUGUUGUUGAAAAAUUCAGAAGUCAAAUUUCAGGCCUCUCCAUUUCAAAACAGCAGUAGGGCAAUCCAGUGUUGGAAUGAUCUCCCGAUAACUAUAAGCAGGAGAAAUUUGAAAUGUGGAGAGUAGUACAUCACAUCUUAGAAAUAAGCAUCAGUGUAGUAAAUAUUACAGCAACAUGAUGAAAAAUUAGUAUGGAAACACUCACCACUCUGCAUCUUUGAGUGAGUAUGAGGUGAGUGUGAGCAACUGCUUAUCUCUUGCUGAGAGACCUGGUAUUAAAGAUUUGUUUUGUUGUAGUUAAACAAAUUAUCUUUGAUUUGUGAAAAAAAUGGCCUAUACAAAUAGUAUCCUUUGUUAAUGCGAUUUUGUAUUUUAAAGCAGUUUUUAUAUUGUUUUUACAUUUUUAAAAAAACCCAUGAAACAUGCAAUGUAAAUGAAAGUCCUCAAUUUGGUCACAGAAUGUGAUAUUUUUAGAUUUUCACUUUUAGCCUGUUUAUAAUGUUAAACAGUGCUUUAUUAUUAUUACCCAUAUGGGUAAAAUAAUCGAGGUAAUGUUUUUUGAAUAACUACACAGUAUGCAGAUUGGUUCGAGAACCACGAAUUGGCUGGCUUAAUAAUGACUUUGGUGGUUUGUUUGUUAUGGCUGGUACUUCACUUUCAUUCAGUCAGUUUUUUCAUUCAUAUGUCUGUAAUAGAUACGUUAUAUGAUCUACAGAGAUUUGCUGGAAUUCUUUUUUACUAAUUUUAUUUGUAAACAUGAAAGGUGUAUUUUCAUAACAAGCGGCUUUAAAUAUAUAGGACAAUAAAACUAAGGUUGUCACAGUCGUAUUUGGUAUUGUAAAUAUUUGGCUGUAAAAAGAAUACAGUUACAUGUAUGCCAUGAUGUCAAGUUACAUGUAUGCCAUGAUGUCAAGUUACAUGUAUGCCAUGAUGUCAAGUUACAUGUAUGCCAUGAUGUCAAGUUACAUGUAUGCCAUGAUGUCAAGUUACAUGUAUGCCACGAUGUCAAGUUACAUGUAUGCCAUGAUGUCACAUGUAUUACAUCAUUUAAUGCAUGUAGAGCUAUGUGACAUAAUGGCUAAAGGAAUUAUAAUUUUAAAACCCCCAAAGGUUGAGGUUUACAACAUUCACUAUCCUGGAACAGAUAAUCUGUAAUUACUUGUAGCUUGUUAGUUAUUUCAUAAAUCUUACAUAUAUAAUCAUAUACUAUUUUGUGUUUGGACCAGUUCUGUGGUCUUGCUUCCUGAGUACAAUCAUUAUAUCUUCGUCUGAAAUCCAUGCUAUGCUUAUUUCAGUAAUAAAGGCAUAGUUUUUCUUCGAGAGUGCUACAUGUUUGUUAUGUAGUUAGGUCUCAACUCUUUUGCUAUUCUAUUCAUCUGAUGAUUGAUUGAGCAUGCAUCCGUCCAUUCAGGAUAUUUUAACCUGCCCCAAAUGUCUGCUUAACCUGUGGUAAUAUCAUGUCUUAUGUCUGUCAGUGAUCUUUUCCAAUGACUUUAUUAUUUUGUGCCAAAAAUAGAAUAGCUCUUGUAUGAUUGUUAAAGCUUUAAUUGAAUUUUUUACAUUCAUUCAUUGGACAGUAGUUGUCAGAAGGGCAUUGAUUUUUAAAUCUGAUUUGACAUUUUAUAUUGUUAAUGUACAAACAUUUUGUUGUACCAGUAAUAGUAGAUCCUGCAGGAGUGAGCUUUGAGUCGGCUCAGUACUGGACUUGCUGGAAUACGUUACCCACAUAUUUACAAGACUGUAUUUAUGAAUGACAAAAACUCACUCUUUUGAGCUGUCAAAAGUGCAAAGGUGCUAAAUUCUUUUAAAUAUGUAGUGGUUUUUAAAAAAUAUAUAUAUGAUCACAACUGUAAUUAUAAAGAAAUGCUGUUAUUUUUAUAAUUUUGUGAAUUUAACCGUGAUUACUUGAUAACAACCCAUGGUUUUAAAUUUUUGUAGUCGCUCAUUUGUACUGAAUGUGUAUUAUUACGGUAUGUGGUACGUGUGUAUUUUAGAUGUUAGUAUAGAUACAGCAAUUAGAAACUUACAUUACAACUGUAUACCUUUCAGUAAAAAUGUGAGAUAAAGGAAUGCAAAGCUAAUCGAAAUUGGCCAUACAUUAAUCAUAAUAUUACAAUCAUUACUACUAGCUAUCAGUAUUAUUAGCUCUCUUUCAAAUGUCUUUUUAUCUUUGAAAUUUACUAUGACCCAGUAGCGCUGAAGAAUUUAGCUUAAUUUCACAAACAUCGUCUAUUUUUAUUUGAAUCUUUAUCAAGUUAACAUGUAGAACAUUUUGAUACCGUAUUUAAUUAUGGAAUUUUUCAGUUUAAUAUUGGAAGUAAAACACACUAUAACCUUUGUCCUAGAGAAAUUUUGCCAAGCAUUUAUAAAGAUAUUGUUUUUUUUUAUUCUGUCAAAUGAAAAUAUAAGAAGUACUUUUACUAAUGAUCCAUCAGUGAUUGGGAAAAGAAAAAACAGUAAAACGUUAAAAAUUAAUUUUUAUUUAAUAACUAUUUUUAAUACAUCUGCUUCCUUUUUUAAAGUCUUGCAUGAAUAAAUAUUGUGUUAUCUGAAAUUUAAGAGAAAAAUAUAAUUCAAAAUUAAACAAAUAUAUCCUAGUAACAAACAAAACUCACAAAUUAAUGGGAAAAAAGAAGCUUAAUAUAUUGCACCAAGUACCAUUUCUUAGGGUUGUUUUUUUUUGAAAAGUUUUAAUGUGAAUAUUCAUUUCUGCUUUGUGUUUAUGCUAUGCUUUUAAUUAGCUUUAUGUUGUUUUUAGAUGUGCUUACUAUUGUUCUCCAUUGACUGUAUUUAUAUCACUCAUGGAUCAUAUACAAUGUGCCAUAUAACAUGUUUCAUUUUGCCAUGUCUUUCAAAAUAUUUGGUAGGAUGAAUUUUGUUCUAUUGGGCCAAGUAUAGACCAUGUCUCACUUUACUAAUCAUAUGAAUCUGGAAUUGCCAUUUACAAUUAUUCCAGGAUGAAUAGUUUAAUCUUCAGCAUACAUAAUAUAUGUAUUUUUAAAAUAUAUAAAAAUAACAGUAUUUAGGUACAUUUAUGUAUAUAGGGCAUGCACUUAAACAUUCUUUUUCUUAUUUUGUAUUAUGCAUACAUACUGUAGAUCUAGAAUAUUUUGUGAACAACAAAAUAGUGUGAAAUGGCAGAAAUUUGCAAUUACUUUGAUUUUGAAGAAAUACAACAGCAAAACUUUUCGUGGAUUCUGUUCUAAGCAAUUUUCAUGCUGGGGUGUUUUUAAAUAUGUGUUCAUUCAUUUUGUUGUAGCCAAUAUACUUGACAUAAUUGCUAAUAGUGUACAUCUAAAUAAAUUCAAUCUGAUUGAAUAAACUUACUCACAACUUA